CUACAUUUUGUGUGCUUAUGUAGAAAUCAUUUAAUAUAGAGAAGUAGGAGAAAGGAGAAUUUGCUGCGAAUUUGAUCUAUGGCGCUGUCUAGGCUACGGCAUCCGGUGAUCUCGUGUGCUCCGUCUCUCAUCAGGAUCAGAGCUCGCUUCCUAUCUCUCUCAUCUACUCAUUCAUUUCUCAAUCGUUCAAGGGGGUCAAAUACUAGUCCUGAAGUUGCAGAGACUUUGUUAAGGCCAGCAGCAUCAUUUCCAUUAAUUAAUGGAAUUUAUGGAGAUUCUUCUAAGAUCAAGUUCAAAAUCGGCAUCCGCUCCUUUUCUUCUGCCGGUAUAACUCUUUUUGCUCAACUUGAUCUUCCUAUUCAAAAUUUUAUUUGGCAAUCUCGUGUGUCAGCUUCAUCAAGCUGGUUUCUGGCUAAGAUUCUGGUGCCUGAAGGUUCAAAAGAUGUUCCUGUGGGACAGCCUAUAGCAGUUACAGUUGAGGAUCAAGAUGAUAUAGGUAGCAUUCCUACAACUAUAAGUGGGGUAGAAGCAGCAGAUAAAACUUCCACUGAACCAGCAGCAACACAUGGAGACAACAUGCCGGAAACUAGCUCUGUGAACAUCAACACAUCUGAACUUCCUCCGCACACCGUCCUUCAAAUGCCGGCACUAUCACCUACCAUGAACCAGGGGAAUAUUGCAAAAUGGACGAAAAAAGAAGGUGAUAAGAUUGAGGUUGGUGAUGUUAUUUGUGAAAUCGAAACAGACAAAGCAACACUUGAAUAUGAAUGUCUUGAAGAAGGAUUUUUGGCAAAGAUUUUGGCUCCAGAAGGAUCAAGAGAUGUGGCUGUGGGUCAGCCCAUUGCUAUAACUGUUGAGGAUAAUAAUGACAUUGAAGCUGUAAGAACAUCUGUAAGCACUGAUUCGAGGACCAAAGCUGAAAAGCCAGUUCAACAAAUUGCAAAGAAGGAUGUCAAAACUCAGAAAUCAAGUUUUAAUAGGAUUAGUCCUGCUGCAAAGAUGCUAAUCUCUGAACACGGCUUAGAUGUAUCAUCGCUAACAUCAUCUGGUCCCCGUGGUACUUUGUUGAAGGGGGAUGUUUUGGCUGCAAUAAAGUCUGGAAAAGUAUCCAAAGUAUCUGUACCUAAGGAUAAGACUUCAUCACCUCAGUCUUCUUCCUCCCUACCAGCGGGGUCUAAAUCCACUGCACAGGAUGUUGCUUAUGAAGAUCUGCCAAACAGUCAAAUUCGCAAGGUAAUUGCAGCACGCUUAUUGGAAUCAAAACAAUCCACUCCUCAUUUGUAUCUAUCAACAGACGUUAUACUGGAUCCUCUUCUCUCAUUCAGAAAGGAGCUUACAGCAAAGUAUGAUGUCAAAGUCUCGGUUAAUGAUAUAGUGAUCAAAGCGGUUGCUAUUGCAUUGAGAAAUGUUCCAGAAGCAAAUGCUUAUUGGGAUGCCAGCAAAGGGGAAAGAGUUUUAUGCGAUUCAGUAGACAUAUCUAUUGCAGUUGCUACAGAGAAGGGAUUGAUGACUCCAAUUGUAAGAAAUGCGGACCAGAAGUCCAUAUCAUCAAUAUCCUUGGAGGUGCUACCCUGUACAUUUUUUGUCAAACGUCUUGCCAUUCUGUUGACCAUUUAAUGCUAUGCUUUCU
This is a messenger RNA of Salvia hispanica, 1630 nucleotides long. The record is from RefSeq and is a predicted model, not a curated record. Lineage: Eukaryota; Viridiplantae; Streptophyta; Magnoliopsida; Lamiales; Lamiaceae.